This is a messenger RNA of Colletotrichum tamarilloi, 159 nucleotides long. RefSeq lists its product as uncharacterized. The record is from RefSeq and is a predicted model, not a curated record. The transcript has 2 exons. NCBI's taxonomy places the organism in Eukaryota, Fungi, Ascomycota, Sordariomycetes, Glomerellales, Glomerellaceae. The coding region runs from base 1 to 159 and encodes 52 amino acids.
AUGUGGACUUGCUGUUGCUGUGGACAAGGCGGUAUGACUGUAGUCAUAGAUCCUUGCCCCAAUUGCCGCUAUCCGCGCUGUUCGCGGUGCAGGGUGGAAAGGGUCCAGACACGCCAGCAGGAACAAAGUCUGCAGUCGCCUGAUAGCCCAGUUGUAUGA